Messenger RNA from Striga hermonthica, 3621 nucleotides. The record is from the annotation of a GenBank genome assembly. Lineage: Eukaryota; Viridiplantae; Streptophyta; Magnoliopsida; Lamiales; Orobanchaceae.
AUGUCGGAGACAAAGUUCAGCGUGAUGGUGAGCCUGUUCAACUGGAUGCAGAAGAGCAAGUCUUCCUCCGUCAAGCGUUCCAAAUUCCGCAAGUUUCUCGACACCUUUUGCCGCCCCAAGAACGGCGACGACUACUUCUCGGCCAUCCGCUUGAUCCUGCCCAGCCUCGACCGCGAGCGGGGAUCGUACGGCCUGCGCGAGCACGUUCUUGCCACAUGCCUCAUAGACGCCCUCGGCAUGUCUCGCGACUCCCCUGACUCUCAGCGCCUCCUCAACUGGCGCAAGGGCGGCCCCAAGUCUGGUACCUUCGCCGGGAACUUUUCUCUCGUUGCCGCCGAGGUGCUACAACGGAGGCAGGCCAUGACUUCAGGGAACUUAACUAUAAAAGAAUUAAAUGAUUUACUUGAUCGAUUGGCUUCUAGUGAAAAUAGGCCAGAGAAGAUUUCUAUCCUUUCUGAUUUGAUCAGGAAAACUAAUGCCCAAGAAAUGAAGUGGAUCAUCAUGAUAAUUCUGAAAGAUCUUAAGCUGGGAAUAAGUGAAAAAAGCAUAUUUCAUGAAUUUCACCCUGAUGCUGAGGACUUGUUCAAUGUUACUUGUGAUCUAAAAUUAGUUUGUGAAAAAUUGCGGGAUCGUAGUCAGAGGCAUAAGCGCCAGGACAUCGAAGUUGGCAAACCUGUUCGGCCCCAACUAGCACUGAGGGUCAGCAAUGCAGCUGCUGCAUGGAAAAAGCUUCACGGAAAGGAAGUUGUUGUCGAGUGCAAAUUUGAUGGUGAUCGCAUCCAAAUCCACAAAAAUGGAGCAGAGAUAAACUUUUUCUCGAGGAAUUUUCUUGGUCAUCCAGAAUAUGAACAUGGCAUGUCAGACGUUAUAAGAGAGAACAUUUUGGCUGACAGGUGCAUUCUUGAUGGUGAGAUGUUGGUCUGGGACAAAUAUGCGAAUAGAUUUGCAGAGUUUGGUUCAAACCAAGAAAUAGGUUCUGAUAUUCUCUUUGGUCCCAUGCUUUCUGCUAUUUAUGUUGCAUUUGACAUUCUUUAUGUUGGAGAUACCAGUGUCAUUCACCAGAGCUUGAAGGAGAGACAUCAACUUCUCAGGAAAAUUGUCAGACCAGUUUCUGGUCGUUUGGAGAUUUUGGUUCCAAAUGGGGGUCUUAAUGCACAUCGUCCUGCUGGGGAGCCAUGUUGGUCUCUAGUUGUUUAUGAUGUUGAUAGCGUCGAGAGAUUCUUUAAAGAAACCAUCGAGAACAGAGAUGAAGGAAUUGUUCUGAAAGAUCUUGGAUCCAAGUGGGAGCCGAGUGAUCGAAGUGGAAAAUGGCUGAAGUUAAAGCCUGAUUACAUUCGAGCUGGCUCUGAUUUAGAUGUUCUUAUAAUAGGAGGUUACUAUGGUUCAGGACGGCGUGGGGGUGAGGUAGCACAAUUUCUUGUUGGUCUUGCAGAGCGUCAGGCCCCUAACGCAUUUCCCAGACGGUUUGUUUCCUUUUGCCGAGUGGGUACAGGACUUUCUGAUGAGGAGCUUAAUGUUCUUGUCACCAAAUUGAAACCUUAUCUCAGGAAGUCUGAAUAUCCAAAGAAAGCACCUCCAAGCUUUUAUCAGGUUACAAAUAACUCAAAGGAGAGACCAGAUGUUUGGGUUGAAAGCCCAGAAAAAUCAAUUAUAGUUUCCAUCACUAGCGAUAUUCGAACGAUCAGAUCUGAGGUAUUUGCUGCACCAUAUAGCUUGAGAUUUCCAAGGAUUGAUCGAGUGAGAUAUGAUAAACCUUGGCACGAAUGCCUUGAUGUGCAGUCUUUUGUUGAAUUGGUACAUUCAAGCAAUGGCUCCACACAAAGAGCAAAUGAUAAUGAAGCUGUGCACGAACAUAAACCAAAACGGGCCAAGGUGUUGAGAGGAACAAAGAAGAAUGUUUCUAUUGUUCCUUCCCACUUUAUUCAGACCGAUGUUUCUCAUGUUAAGGGCGAAACAUCGAUAUUUUCAAACCUGGUAUUUUACUUUGCAAAUAUACCUUCUUCAUGCUCGCUUGAUUCCUUGCACAAAAUGGUGGCAGAGAAUGGUGGCACCUUCUCAAUGAAUCUGAACAAUUCGGUUACUCACUGCAUAGCCUCUGAAAGUAGAGGGUUAAAAUUCCAGGCUGCUAAGCGCCAAGGAGACGUUAUUCAUUACUCUUGGUUUGCCGACUGUUGUGCACAGAAGAAACUUCUUCCAUUGCAGCCUAGGUACUUUCUUUGUCUGUCUGACAUGACAAAGGAAAAGCUAGGAGAAGAAAUCGACAAAUUCUCGGACUCAUACUUCCUGGAUCUUAAUGUGACGGACCUCAAACAGAUCUUUAGCAGCAUGGGUAAGGUUGAAGAUUCUAAAGGAAAAGAGUAUUACAAGAAAAAAUACUCUCCGAGGGAGGAUUGGGUUCGCUUUCAUGGUUGUCGCGUUUACUUCCAUCUUCACGGAAAAAAUAGGAAUUUGGACAUUCCGCUUGAACUUGCAAUGAGAAGGAUGAAGAUCGAGAUUCGCAGUGGUGGUGGUAGUGUGUCAGAUACCCUUUCAUGUGCUACACAUUUAGUAGUUGUGGCUUUGCCACAAACUGAUGUGGACUUUAAUGCACUAAUGAAUAGUUUCUCGGAGGUGGACAAGCAUCUGUUGGGCAGAAGAAAUUUGCAAAUUGUCAAGUCUCAGUGGUUGGAUGACUGCUUUGAUAAGGACCGGAAAUUGCCCGAGGACAGAUAUAGUUUGAUUCCUGAGGGCUUCCAAAUGACGUCAACCGGAGAAGGUGCCGAGUUUGAAGAUAACCCCAAAGAGCAUCAUAGCUCAGGAUUUGGAUCCAGAGAUUCAUUGUCUUCUUAUAAAGAUGGGAAGAAAGGUAUUACAUCAGAAGUAAAGCCAAGACUUGUAAGCUUGCCGAACAACAGAAGUGGGAAUAGGAAAAGAGGAAGACCCAUUGGGAGUAGCACAAAAGGAGGAAAACAGGCCGUGAACAAGUCUCGACGAACAAGGUCACGGGUCGGUCACAAGCCUGCCAAGAUCAACGAAAACGAAUCAGAUCAAGACACUUCUUUGGACAAUGGAAAAGAUUCUGAAGCCAAUGAGGUCGUAGAAGAAAUCAAGAGAAUGUCAGAUCAAAAUCGGCCUAGAAGAACAAGGGCCCGAAUUAUCCACAAGCCCCCCGUGAUUGUUGGAGAUGAUGUGGAUUUAGAAGUCUUAGAAGAUAAGCAAAAGGAACACUUGCCUUCCGGGACUGCAAAUGGUCCUGAAACUCAGACCAAUGAGGCAGUGAAAGAUUCCACAUCAGAAGGCAAAGCACUCGACGAAAUAAAAGAUCAUAGUGAAUAUGGACAAAAAUUUGACAAAAUAAAUGAUGUUACUGGCAGACAGGGGUGUAGUAGUAGUAGUACUCAGUACAAGGGACGAGUGGAAGACGAUAUUGAUCCGCUUGAGGCAAUGUUGCUCAACAUGGUUCCUAUGCUGGCUAAGACAGCUGUUGGAAGUUCGAACCCUGUUCAUGUAGAUGUUGAGCAUAAAUGUCUUGACCCCAAACCUGAAGAGGGAAAAUCAUCUUCAGAUGCUGAUACUCAACUGGUUAAGAAACCGAAAGUGAGCUUUAGGGAUCUUGCUAAGGAAUUACUGGAAGAAUGGUAA